UCGAUUGAUUCGUAGUCCCACCCCCCCCGCGCCUUUGCCCUUUGUGCUGUAAUCGAGCUCCCGCCAUCCCAGGUGCUUCUCCGUUCCUCUAAACGCCGGCGUCUGGACGCGAGCGCAGGUCGCCGGUUUGUGCCUUCGGUCCCCGCUUCGCCCCCUGCCGUCCCCUUCUUGUCACGGUCCUGCUCGCGGCCUCGCCUCCCCGCUGUCUCCGCCGCCCGCCAUGGCGACCGCGACCCCCGUGCCGCCGCGGACGGGCAGCCGCGCUGGCGGCCCCACCACGCCGCUGAGCCCCACGCGGCUGUCGCGGCUCCAGGAGAAGGAGGAGCUGCGCGAGCUCAAUGACCGGCUGGCGGUGUACAUCGACAAGGUGCGCAGCCUGGAGACGGAAAACAGCGCGCUGCAGCUGCAGGUGACGGAGCGCGAGGAGGUGCGCGGCCGCGAGCUCACUGGCCUCAAGGCGCUCUACGAGACCGAGCUGGCCGACGCGCGACGCGCGCUCGACGACACGGCCCGCGAGCGCGCCAAGCUGCAGAUCGAGCUGGGCAAGUGCAAGGCGGAACACGACCAGCUGCUCCUCAACUAUGCUAAGAAAGAAUCUGAUCUUAAUGGCGCCCAGAUCAAACUUCGAGAAUAUGAAGCAGCACUGAAUUCUAAAGAUGCAGCUCUUGCUACUGCACUUGGUGACAAAAAAAGUUUAGAGGGAGAUUUGGAGGAUCUGAAGGAUCAGAUUGCCCAGUUGGAAGCCUCCUUAGCUGCUGCCAAAAAACAGUUAGCAGAUGAAACUUUACUUAAAGUGGAUUUGGAAAAUCGUUGUCAGAGCCUUACUGAGGACUUGGAGUUUCGCAAAAACAUGUAUGAAGAGGAGAUUAAUGAGACCAGAAGGAAGCAUGAAACGCGCUUGGUAGAGGUGGAUUCUGGGCGUCAAAUUGAGUAUGAGUACAAGCUGGCUCAGGCCCUUCAUGAGAUGAGAGAGCAACAUGAUGCCCAAGUGAGGCUGUAUAAGGAAGAGCUGGAGCAGACUUACCAUGCCAAACUUGAGAAUGCCAGACUGUCAUCAGAGAUGAAUACUUCUACUGUCAACAGUGCCAGGGAAGAGCUGAUGGAAAGCCGCAUGAGAAUUGAGAGUCUUUCAUCCCAGCUUUCUAAUCUACAGAAAGAGUCUAGAGCAUGUUUGGAAAGGAUUCAAGAAUUAGAGGACAUGCUUGCUAAAGAAAAAGACAACUCUCGUCGCAUGCUGACAGACAAAGAGAGAGAGAUGGCGGAAAUAAGGGAUCAAAUGCAGCAACAGCUGAAUGACUAUGAGCAGCUUCUUGAUGUAAAGUUAGCCCUGGACAUGGAAAUCAGUGCUUACAGGAAACUCUUAGAAGGCGAAGAAGAGAGGUUGAAGCUGUCUCCAAGCCCUUCUUCCCGUGUGACAGUAUCCCGAGCAUCCUCAAGUCGCAGUGUACGUACAACUAGAGGAAAGCGGAAGAGGGUUGAUGUGGAAGAAUCAGAGGCGAGUAGUAGUGUUAGCAUCUCUCAUUCCGCCUCAGCCACUGGGAAUGUUUGCAUUGAAGAAAUUGAUGUUGAUGGAAAAUUUAUCCGCUUGAAGAACACUUCUGAACAGGAUCAACCAAUGGGAGGCUGGGAAAUGAUCAGAAAAAUUGGAGACACAUCAGUCAGUUACAAAUAUACCUCAAGAUAUGUGCUGAAGGCAGGCCAGACUGUUACAAUUUGGGCUGCAAACGCUGGUGUCACAGCCAGCCCCCCGACUGACCUCAUCUGGAAGAACCAGAACUCAUGGGGCACUGGCGAAGAUGUGAAGGUUAUACUGAAAAAUUCUCAGGGAGAGGAGGUUGCUCAAAGAAGUACAGUCUUUAAAACAACCAUACCUGAAGAAGAGGAGGAGGAGGAAGAAGCAGCUGGAGUGGUUGUUGAGGAAGAACUUUUCCACCAGCAGGGAACCCCAAGAACAUCCAAUAGAAGCUGUGCAAUUAUGUAAAAUUCUCAUCAACUGUCUUCCUCAAAAUAAAGAAGUAUGGUAAUCCUUACCUGUAUACAGUGCAGAGCCUUCUCAGAAGCACAGAAUAUUUUUAUAUUUCCUUUAUGUGAAUUUUUAAGCUGCAAAUCUGAUGGCCUUAAUUUCCUUUUUGACACUGAAAGUUUUGUAAAAGAAAUCAUGUCCAUACACUUUGUUGCAAGAUGUGAAUUAUUGACACUGAACUUAAUAACUGUGUACUGUUUGGAAGGGGUUCCUCACAUUUUUUGACUUUUUUUGUACGUGUUUUUUCUUUUUUUUUAAGUUCUGAUGAGGAGGGGAGGGUGAAUAAACCACUGUGAGUCUCGGUAUAAUUUGAAGAUUGCUCCAUCUAGACCAGCAAUCUGCUCUUCAUUAUUCUCUGCUAUAUAUAACGGUGCUGUGAGGGAGGGGGAACGCAUUUUUCAAUCUACUGAACUUUUGUACCGAAUUUUUUUGUAAUAAGCAAUCAAGGUUACAAUUUUUUUUAAAAUAGAAAUUUUGUAAGAAGGCAAUAUUAACCUAAUCACCAUGUAAGCACUCUGGAUGAUGGAUUCCGCAAAACUUGGUUUUAUGGUUACUUCUUCUCUUAGAUUCUUAAUUCAUGAGGAGGGUGGGGGAGGGAGGUGGAGGGAGGGAAGGGUUUCUCUAUUAAAAUGCAUCCAUUGUGUUUUUUAAGAUAGUGUAACUUGCUUAAAUUUCUUAUGUGACAUUAACAAAU
This is a messenger RNA of Macaca mulatta (Rhesus monkey), 2717 nucleotides long. RefSeq names its product lamin B1 (gene LMNB1). Gene Ontology annotation, molecular function: structural constituent of cytoskeleton. Gene Ontology annotation, cellular component: nuclear lamina; nuclear envelope. The record is from RefSeq and is marked provisional. Gene Ontology annotation, biological process: nuclear pore localization; heterochromatin formation; nuclear migration. Lineage: Eukaryota; Metazoa; Chordata; Mammalia; Primates; Cercopithecidae.